UGGUGUGUGCCCUCACCAUAAUUACAUAAUGGUCAGUUAAAACGGGCUACAAUUACAUUCACCAUGUUUAGACUCAUCCUUUAUUCAUAAUUGACCAGUGGAGCAUACUUUCUGUCCUCUUCACAGAUUUAUGGUAAUUAAUGAAGAGAUCCUUUUCAAAUCAGAAGAUAUUUAAUUAGAGGCAUAAUGUCUUUAAAAGGCCUAAAUGAAGGAACACUGCUGUUAUUUUAAUAGCAUUUUAGCUUGUUUUAAUGUUAGUUUCUUUAAUGUCUUAUAGAGACUACUGCAAGCAGGUCAGAGGUUGGCGACGUUUGAACUCGGUGAAGAAUGUUCUGCUUUGGAAUGUUUUUAAGGCGGUCCUGGUUUUAAGGGCUGCCUUAAGGCGUGAAACACUGAAAAAACUUUUUUAAAUCUUACUUCUGAUUUAUCAGUCAUUCUGUUUUUCAUGCAGGCUGAACAUGAAAAAAGUCCCCUACACCUAUCUCCUGCAUUAGCUUCUGAGAGAAAAUGCACGCUAACAGGAUUUGAAAAGCUCGACAGAUCUAUGUCACAUUGUCGCUGAGCAUUCAUGGACUCACCCAUCUUGAUUUAUGACGGGGAAGGCUGUUGUUAUUUUUAGGGUCAAGGAAACAGCAGAAAAUGACCCGACUAGCAGAAGCCAACUGUUAGCAUUUGCAACUUCAGCACACAGCAGAAGUUCCUCCAGGCUUGAGUUGUUUGUGGAGAUAAAACAUCCACGUUGCAAGUCAGUGGUAGAGAUGUCACUGUAAUCUAAUCCGAGGUGAGACUUCAAAACCGUUGUCUGAGGCUCCGCUGUGAUGUGGGUCACUGCUAGUUCCAAGAAAUGAUGCACCAGUGACUUUUGCCCCCGGAGAACGACUUACAAGGCAUUUAUUCCUAAAUGAAUUGAUUAAACAAGUGUUCAACACCUUUAAACACAAACACACACCCCACUAUUCUUCCAACUCUUACCUCUUUCAAACGGGUUUGUUUGAAGCAAACAUGGCCGACCAGAUCUGAUCUAAACAAGCUGAAUUGGUCUUGUUUAUAUAUCAAAAGAAUAUCUUUUCAUCUCCAUAAAUAUUCAUGUUCCUCCCUUGGGAUUUUUAGGACAUCUCAAAGUUGUCCUAAGGAGACCAAGCACCUGCAAAAGAGGAUUUUAUGCAGCACCUUCCAUGUUUUAGCAGUGACAGAAACAUUAACCUUGAUAAGAUCAGACACAAAAGCAGCUCACAUCCUUUUUGAGAGCAAGUUUAUGCUAAUAGAUCUCUGAGAUGCUUCAUCUUCGUCGUAGUUUUGGUCUUUUCUGUCUUUAUUUUCCUGUUUAAAUUAUUGGUUUAUGGUCAUUAAGGAGUUCCAGUCACUUUAUACAGAUCCUUCAAGCCUAAUGAUGAUUACAAGUGUCCCUGAGAGGACAAUGUGUUCCAGUUAUUGGUUUUUAAAAACUUUUUUUUUGUUGCAUUGCAUGUAUUCGUUGAUGGUAUAUUUCUAUAAAUAUUUAUUUUUUAUUAUUAAUUAAUAGAAACCAUCUAUUUUCUACAUUUACUGCACAAGCAUUAUGUUCUUAAGAAAAUGUCUCUAUAGGGCUAACGUAGGCACAUUUUGAGGCAUCAAAAGGGUUAGAAGAGAGAACCAAACUAGGUCUUUGAAUACAUGACACAUUUAAAAAACAAAUCAGUGAAGUUAAGAUUUUCUUAAAACUGGUGUGGGGGCCCAAAAAAGUCGACUAUAAACAGUUAAAUUCAAUUCAAGUUUAUUCAUAAAGCGCCAAAUCACGACAAGAGUCGUGUCAAGGCACUUCACACAGUAAACAUUUCAACACAGGUCAGUUCAUUUAGCCAAUCAGUAAAAAGUUUAUAAGGAACACGGAAGAUCGCAUCGAGUCACUGACUAGUGUCAGAGUCUUUACAGCGAUCCUCAUAUUAAGCAAGCAUGUAGCGACAGUGGAGAGGAAAACUCCCUUUUAACUGGAAGAAACCUCCAGAUGAUCCUGGGUCAGUAUAAGCAGCCAUCCUCCACGACUCACUGGGGGCCCUUUAGCCCUUGUGUUGAAAUGUUUGGACACCCUGCUCUAAGACUUCCUCUAUGACUCUAAUCUUCUGACCUCUAGAGGAGGGUCAAAGUACUGUAGAGGGCAAAUACCAAUGUCAUUUUUCUUACCAGUGUCCUAUAACAUAUUAUGAUUGAUACUGACACAAAUAUUAUAUUAAUAUUAGCUCAUAAAAUCCAAUCAUAAAUCUAAUAAAACUUGAAUGCACAUGGAAACACUUUACAAGGGUCCCUUAAUUGAUGUUACUUAGUGCAUUAUUAAGCAUGAAUAAACUAAUAAAGUAAUAACUGCUUAAUGUUGAAUCCAAUUUGAAGUAAUUUAUCACUAAGCAGACCCUCGGGCCCUUUGUCCUAAUAAAGAUCCUUAGUGCAUUAUUAAGCACUAAUAAACAAAGUAACAUUAUUAAAGGGACAUUUAUUGCAAAAUGUUACUUUACAUUUAUUACAGUAACCUUUUUUUAUUUAAACUGAAUUUUUUACUGUCCACAAUGACAUUGUUAUUGGAGGCCGGUGUAAUUAACAAAAAUAUUAAAGAACCAUCUGCAGGGACCCCUCUUGUGUCUGCUAACAGACGCUGUGUUUUAUUUAGUGGUGAUCUAUUGGAAGUCACGACAUUUGGUUUGAGCUGCUGAUGAAGAAUGUCACAGCGGCUCUCCUGACAGAUAGUUUAACGUUAUAUUAUUGCUGAGCGACACACAGAGUGACGCUGGCAACGGUGAAGCUUCGCCUCAAGGGCAGCUAAUGAGCUUUGGCGUGUGUUGUGUCUGCUCAUGUAUCAGUGUCCAAAAAGCGUGUUUAUGCCUUGUACGCCAUGGGACCAUUGUGUGUGUGUGUGUGUGUGUGUGUGUUCAUGUGCACUGACGUUUGCCUGUAUGACUCAGACUAAUCCUAUUAGAUCUCUCACUCUCCCACCUCUAUAUUUACCUCCACCCCUCUCUCUCUCCCUCUGAGAUUAACCCGGGUAUUUACUGCUCCUGUAUAUCACUGAGCUGCUUCUUUUUUCCAGUGAACAAACCGGGCUUUACCAGAACCAGGCUCAAACCGUCAACUUCCUCGCUUCAUCCCUCUGACACUGUCACAUGCUGGCUGUUAAAUCACCUUGAUGCAAAAGAUCCAGAAGUACGCUUUCAAGGGUAAAUGCACGUGAAAAGGCAUCAACGACCCCCCUCGGCUGCCGGGGGAAGGUUGAGAUGGGUCACUGGUCUCACUUGAUGCUUGCAUUUAAUCCUGUCUAUGUCUUUGCGUUCCCUCCACCACUGAGCAUGCCCAUCCUCUCUUCACAAUCCAAUUUGUCCUUUUUCUUCAUCCCUCCUUCCUUCUUUUUUAAAGUAAUCCGAUUUCUGCUGUUGAGCUGGUGUUUUAAAAGCUGCAGAACACACUAACACACACACACACACAGACACACACACACAUGCAUGGAGCAGCAUCAACCCCUCAAUUACCUCACCGCCACACCUCCAGCUAUCUGUAAUCUUCCUCAGUGGACUCCAGAGUGCAGGGUGAACAAAUUACAAAGAGAGGAAGCGGCGAAAGCUUUCACAAAAAUAACAAACGUCACCAAAUUCAACAGAAGAAGGAAAAUAAAUCACAUAAACAUCAGAAUUGCUUUAAAAGGGAGAAUCCGUGGAUUCUUGCGGGAGUCGAGAAGUUUCAAGGCUUUCAACUGAAACUCAGUGCUGUCUUCCAUCAUGGUGGACCUGUUCCUAAACCAGGUUCUUGUAGAGAACAACUCGGACCAGGAUAAACUCAACACAGAGCGUGAGAUAAUAGGGAUCCUUGAAAACCGCAUCCUGCUGCUGUUCUUCGCUGCAGCUGAGUGUGAGAAGUGCCAGAAAUUUCUGCCAACUUUAAACGACUUCUUUAAAAAACUGAAAGAUCCAGCGUACAUCGAAUACCCCAAGCUGCUCGCACUUGUCUACAUCAGGUCGAUUAUAUUCAUAUCUGAACUGUAUUGGCUCAUGACGGCUGGUGAAUUACUCAUGAGAUAUCCAUUUCCUCUUUCUAGCUUGGACCAAUCAGAAGAGCAGCAGGAAAGGGUUCUGAAAGAACUUAACAAAAGGAUUUUGUUUUUGGCGUUUGAAGAUCCAUACAGGAAGGAGCUACAGAGCAUAUUUCAGGUGAAGGACAUUCCAGCAGUGGUCGCCCUACGUCCCGACGGCUCCGUCCUCUCCCCAAAUGCCGUGCAGGACAUCUCUCGCCUGGGAACGACCUGUUUCCGUAACUGGCAGGAGUCGGCCGAGCUCGUGGAGAGGACCUUCAUGCUGAACGAGGAGUUUGAUGACCCCAACCUGCGGAGUGCCACCGACCCUGUGAGGAGGCUCAAGUACAAGACGGUGGAUGACAAAAGAAAAAAGAGUUGGUGGAAAUUAUGGGAGGGGGGAAAAGACACACAUGAUGAGGAAGAGAAGGAUGAAACCUGGAAUGUGACGACAAAUGAAAAUAAAGGACUCCAGAGGAGGAGAGCAGCGUUUUAAA
Messenger RNA from Nothobranchius furzeri (turquoise killifish), 4524 nucleotides. Its product is annotated as nucleoredoxin-like protein 1. Gene Ontology annotation, biological process: photoreceptor cell maintenance. Gene Ontology annotation, cellular component: mitochondrion. The record is from RefSeq and is a predicted model, not a curated record. NCBI's taxonomy places the organism in Eukaryota, Metazoa, Chordata, Actinopteri, Cyprinodontiformes, Nothobranchiidae.